CCAUCGGCAAGAGGCGAGAAAUCGGCGCGACCCAAUUGGCCCCGGAUGAGCGGGACGCCCACGCCAUUGGGGACUUCUUGCUCGCUCCUCGUCGCCCCAGCGCCGUCCAUGAUAUCUCUCUCGCUUCGAUUCUCUAUCAGCCUCGGGCGCCGAUCAUCCAGAACGACGAGGCUUUUCGGGGAUGCAGAGACACUCUCUGGUGAUCUUGUGCUGCUACCUAUAUAUGCUUUUCGACAUGGUGGCACUUCAUUUCCCAGACGUCGACUUGGAGGAAUACGGUCGAAAGGAAGCGUCCCUGUCCUUAAGGGAUAUCCUUCCUAUAAACCCGAAACAGUACGACAAGCAUAGGGCUCCAAAAUUCCUAGGACAACCUACAAUUGUUUAUUUCCACGUGACGGUGCUCAGUCUCGACUCGAUUAACGAAGAGUCCAUGACUUACGUCGCUGACAUUUUUUUAGCGCAAAGCUGGCGUGACUCCAGACUCAGAUUACCGGAAAAUAUGUCCGAGGAAUACCGAAUAUUGGACGUCGAUUGGCUUCACAAUAUUUGGAGGCCUGAUUGCUUCUUUAAAAAUGCGAAGAAGGUUACCUUCCACGAGAUGUCGAUACCCAAUCACUACCUUUGGCUGUACCAUGACAAAACGUUACUCUACAUGUCAAAAUUGACUUUGGUCCUCUCCUGCGCCAUGAAGUUCGAGUCGUAUCCACACGACACUCAAAUUUGCUCAAUGAUGAUAGAAAGUCUAUCACACACAACUCAGGAUUUGGUCUUCAUAUGGAAUAUGACGGACCCUUUAGUGGUGAAUCCGGAAAUAGAGCUCCCGCAAUUGGAUAUUUCGAACAAUUAUACAACCGACUGCACGAUCGAAUACUCUACCGGAAAUUUCACCUGCAUUCAAAUAGUCUUCAAUUUAAGACGCAGAUUGGGAUAUCACCUCUUUCAUACAUAUAUACCGUCGGCUCUGAUCGUCGUCAUGUCAUGGAUUGCUUUCUGGAUAAAACCGGAAGCUAUACCCGCUCGCGUUACUCUGGGCGUAACGUCUCUACUCACUCUUGCAACUCAAAAUACGCAAUCGCAACAAUCGCUACCACCGGUGUCAUAUGUCAAAGCGAUAGACGUGUGGAUGUCGUCCUGUAGCGUCUUCGUCUUCUUGUCGCUCAUGGAAUUCGCGGUAGUUAACAAUUACAUGGGGCCUAUAGCAACAAAAGCCAUGAAAGGUUACUCGGACGAGGACCUCAAGGAAGCCAUCGACGAAUUCAAGACUCCAAUGCGACCGGAUUCGGAGAGGAGCAGAAGUCCAGUGCGACCACCAACGGUGCAAUACGACACCUGUUGUCAAGGGAGGGCAACGGCGAUUUACAUCGACAAGGUCUCGCGAUUCUUCUUCCCCUUUUCGUUCUUCAUCCUGAACGUCGUCUACUGGAGCACCUUCCUGUAACCUUUCCUUAAUUCCGGUGUCUUCUUCCCGGAAGGUGGCCGCCUCUCGGCGACGUCCGCGCUCUACGUCGUUUCUGUAAUUUCCGCCAAAAGACGGCAUUUCCGUCCUCGAUCGACCGCAGAGUGAGAGAGAGAGAGAGACAAAACGACCCCCGAAGACAAGAGAGGAAAGCAGAAACGACUCAAUCUUGGCCAAGUGGGUCCUCGAGGAGGUUACGGUCUCCUUACGAGGGCGCAAACCUCGAACGAGACUCGAAGUCCCGAGCGGCGAGAGGACGCCAUCUUGAAAUCCCAAAGACGGUCUCCAGGGACGCUCCGAAUGGUGUCCGAUAAUGCCAAGUGCUUUUUAUAUACCUACGUAGAUAAAUCUGCUCGAGCAGAUACCUUUGCGUACUCUGUAUAAGCUUAGAAUUAAUAAGUGCACUCACUACUCGAAUACUAUUAAUCUUCUAAAUAAACGAAU
Molecule: messenger RNA, 1900 nt
Organism: Orussus abietinus
Lineage: Eukaryota; Metazoa; Arthropoda; Insecta; Hymenoptera; Orussidae
Gene: HisCl1
Product: glycine receptor subunit alpha-4
Exons: 8
Coding region: 182-1438 (418 amino acids)
Biological process (GO): nervous system process; chemical synaptic transmission; chloride transmembrane transport
Cellular component (GO): synapse; neuron projection; membrane
Molecular function (GO): chloride channel activity; extracellular ligand-gated monoatomic ion channel activity; transmembrane signaling receptor activity
Source: RefSeq, a predicted model, not a curated record